AUGAGGCCUUUCGCCUUGUCGCUAUGGCUCGGCCUCACAUUGGUGAGCGCCGCAGCUGGCGCCGGGUCGGACUCGUCUACAGAAUCUACAGUGUUCAACGACAAGACUGUCCCCCCGAUGAUCGAGCUGACACCAGAGAAUUUCAACAAGGAGAUCAAGGCUCACAAGUUCGUCAUGGUUAAAAACCACAGUCCAUACUGUCCUCACUGCCAGGAUUAUGCGCCCACCUACCAGACUCUCUACGAGUUUUACUACACGUCCAAGCCCAAAGGCACUACCUCCGACUUUACCAAGUAUUACGAUUUCAUCUUUGCGAGCGUAAACUGCAUAGCAUACUUCGACCUGUGCCACGAAAACGGCGUUGUCUCAUACCCUACUACUGUUCUAUACAAAAAUGGCGAGGCUGCAGAGACGUUCAAGGGAGUCAAGGAGAUGAGUCUUCUUAGUGAGACGAUUGAGAAGGCGCUGGAGGCUGCUAAACCGGGCAGCCGGCCCAAGAAAAUCUCUCUUCCGGAGCCUGGCGCCAAGUCUGCACCGGCCACCGAUACUGAUUCUUCGUCAUCUGAGAAAGACACCACAAAGGACUCAAAGGCUGCCGAUAAAGACGGGAAGCCUGCUUCAGCGGCUGAAAAACCAACCACCACUGCGGAAGACAAGAAGGCCGAUGCGGACAAGACCAAAUCGAGCACCAAGACCGACGCUGUGGAGUGGUGGCCUGAGUUCACGCCGCCUGUCAGGAAGCCUGCGAAGCCUGUUGACCCGAACCCGAACGGCCUUUCGGUGUCCCUGACGGCCGAGACUUUCCAGUCUCUGGUGACGAUGACGCAGGAGCCUUGGCUCGUCAAAUUCUACGCCCCCUGGUGCAGUCACUGUCGGGCUAUGGCUGCCAGCUGGCAACAGCUAGCCAAGGAUAUGAAGGGCCGGCUCAACAUUGGUGAAGUCAACUGCGAUGUCGAGGCUCGUCUUUGCAAGGAAGCUCCUGUGCGCGGCUACCCAACCAUUAUGUUUUUCAAGGGUGGCGAGCGUGUUGAGUACGAUGGUCUUCGCGGCCUGGGCGACUUGAUCCACUAUGCCGAGAAGGCCAUCGACAUCUCGAGCGGUGUGCAAGAUGUUGAUUUGGAGUCGUUCGAGGCCCUCGAAAAGAAGGAGGAUGUCAUAUUUGUUUAUUUUUACGACCAUGCAACCACGAGCGAGGACUUCUUGGCCCUGGAGCGUCUUCCCCUCAACCUCAUUGGCAAGGCAAAGCUGGUCCGGACAAGAGACCGCAGGCUUUACGACAGGUUCAAGAUCACUACCUGGCCUCGUCUUUUGGUCUCCCGUGAGGGACGCCCGACUUACUACACGCCUCUGACCCCCGACAGGAUGCGCGAUGUCAACCAGGUGCUGACGUGGAUGAAGUCCGUCUGGCUUCCUAUCGUGCCAGAGCUGACCGCAUCCAACGCUCGCGAGAUCAUGGACGGAAGACUCGUUGUGCUUGCCAUCCUCGACCGUCAGAACCAGGACUCGUACACCAGCGCUAUCCGUGAAAUGAAGAGCGCGGCCAACGAGUGGACGGAUAAGAUGAUCGUUGCCUUCCAGCAGGAACGCAAGGAGCUGCGCGAUGCCAAACAGCUUCGCGUCGAGGAGGCCGAGGACCGCGGCGAUCAGCGGGCUUUGCGGGCAGCCAAGGCCAUUAGGAUCAACAUGGAUAAGUCGGACCGCAAGGAGGUUGGCUUUGCCUGGGUUGAUGGCGUGUUCUGGCAGAGGUGGAUCCGCACAACCUUUGGCGUCGACGUCAAGGAUGGAGAGCGCGUCAUAAUCAACGAUGAGGAUAACCGUCGCUAUUGGGACCAGACUAUCACUGGAAACUACAUCUUGCCGUCUCGGACAUCCAUCCUCGAGACCAUCGGCCAAGUUACCCGGAAUCCUAACAAGAUCAAGCCCAAGUUGACCAUUUCGAGCUUCGAAAAGAUCUUUUUCGAUAUUCGCAUGAUCUUCCAAGAACACCCUUACCUGACCGCCGGUUGCAUUCUCGCUUUGGCACUGGGCGGCGCCUCCUGGUUCCGUGGACGUCUUCGCCGCACCCGUGGCCACUUCCGACUUGAUGAUAGCUUGGGUAGGAAUGAGCUCAAGGCUCCUCUUCUGGGUGCCAACGCCAACGGCAAGGUGGACUAA
Messenger RNA from Pyricularia pennisetigena, 2154 nucleotides. RefSeq lists its product as uncharacterized. The transcript is spliced from 3 exons. Bases 1 to 2154 code for a protein of 717 amino acids. The record is from RefSeq and is a predicted model, not a curated record. Gene Ontology annotation, molecular function: protein disulfide isomerase activity. NCBI's taxonomy places the organism in Eukaryota, Fungi, Ascomycota, Sordariomycetes, Magnaporthales, Pyriculariaceae. Gene Ontology annotation, cellular component: endoplasmic reticulum.